ACUGAUCCUUCUAUCUACCCUACCCUCCUGAGUAGCUGGGACUACAGGUGCACAUCACCAUGCCUGGCUGCCUAUUGUGUUUUGAGAAACCUGGGUCCCUAGCUUGGAGGUUUAAUCCUACUUACCUUCUGUCCUUGACUUAAGAGUUCCUGAGUUAUGCCACAAGAGAAAAUCGGCAGAGUUAUCUUUCCUAUCUCUGCUAUUGCCUCUGAUUGUGAGCACUCUAGAUUUUUGGAGAGCCCAAAAUUGUGAGACAAAUUGUAGUUUAAGAGCCUUGUGCUAAAGGACCUACAACUAGCCAGCUCCCUUCUCCCCCAAAAAGUCCCGGCAUGUAUUUUUAUUAAGUAAUAAUUCCCUACACUGGGGUGGUGCAGUACACUUUGUUUAAGUGCUUUUACAUCCAUGGCCCUAAAAGUAAAGUAGAACCUUUGUGAGGCUAUUUACUAAGGGGAAGCGGAGACAGAGACUAUCCAACCAGUUAUCACUGAGUCCAGUCUAAUUUAUGGCUUGCUGUUACUCAGCUGGUUCUCGCCUGUGUGCUUGGUGGCAUACUGGGUGUGGGAAAAGCAGGAUGAACAGUUUUGAGUCCAUAGGACCAAGGGUAUAUGCUUUGUGUGCCCACAGCUUAUUAAGAACCCUGAAUAUUUGGUAGGGAGUUUUGGAAGUAGGGGAUAGAUCCAUUAGCUGAUGGUUGAGGCUGCUUCAUUUUGGAACCUGUAGUUUAAGCUUCUGGGCAUCGUUAUAAGCACAGCCCAGGAGGUAAAUGUAAAAAUAAUUUUCUUGCCAGUUUUUCCUGCAUGGUAUCCUAGCGACGAUGUACUAUCUGUCCUUGGGUGUUGGGGCACCAACUGUGGCUCUGUCAGAGCUUGCGGAGGGGAAGAAUAUGAAGGGCAUGGUCAGAGUCACCCCUUUUAAAACCCAGGAAUAGUUUCUUUUUACUUUAUCUUUUGGAGGGUUUUUAACCCUGUUAUUUUUAAGCAGCAUUUUAUGUUCUGAUUAGCAAAGUAAUGUAUGUUUAUUGUCAGACAACUUGGAAAACAUAGAAAAUCCCAAGAAAGGAAAUAAAAAUCAACUAUAAUUCUGACAUUGUUAACAUUUUAGUAAAUAUCCUUCUGGCAGUCAUUUUUUUACUGAACUUUCAUAUAAUGAUUAGGUUCUAAAGUCAGAGUGCAUGGUUAAAAAAAAAAUCUCAUGAAGUCAAACAUACCCUAAAUCACCAUGGACAGUUAUUUUUAUGCACACUAAAGUUAGAUUCAAGGAAAGAACAACAAAAAUCUAUAUGAAAUGAAAAGUCUGGGGGCAAAAACAUUCUACCUUUAAGAUUACUGUCAAAUCCCUAAUGGUGAGUGGAUGGUGUUGGAAAAUUGAACUGUGUUCCUGGUUGCCUGUAAGGUUGAUUCCAUCCUGUUUUAAUAUGAAGGUUCUAUAACUUUAAUAUCGGUUAAUGGAUUUGUUAUGAGGAUGAUAUAACAUAGUGGCAUUAUGUUUUGCUUCAGGUGGUAGGUUCUGAAGCAACCAGUAAGAAAAAUGAACAUAUGUGCUUACCAACCCCACCCCCACAACAUACUCAAGCACACAUACACACAAUUAGGAUCAUUUGCUUUGUAGCCUUUUGUUUUAUUCAGUAGUAAAUAUUUUAUAUUUAUAUAUCAUUUUUAAGUUGCAUAUAUUCCAUUGUAAGGAUGUACCAUAGUUUAUUAACCAAUUUCCUGUUGUACGUUUAGGUCAUUUCCAUUUAUUUGCUGUUACAGAAAUGGUGAAAUGAAUAUCCUUGUGGAUGAAUCUUUGUGCUCAUCCACAAUUAAGUCAUGUGGAUAAAUUCUUAGAUGUGGAAUUGAUGGUUCAUAGAAUGUGAACAUUUUUAAGGCUUUUAAUCCAUAUUGCCAAAUUGUCCCCAGGAACAUUGUAUGCUUCUUUCAAAGUGCCUAUUUCUCAGCAUUACUGGAAAUUAUCAUUCAAAGGAGUCUUCCAUAGCAUGCCUGUUUUUUUUUGUUGUUGUUUUUUUUUUUUUUGAUGACCCAGAGCUUCUCUUCAUUGCCUUGCCAAUUUAUCUUGGAAAGAAUAAAAGAAACAAAGCUAGAGAUGAUAAGUAAUGGGGACUGGGUUUAUGUGGGAAGGUUGGGACCAAUAACAGAAGGGUGAGCUUGGAGGCUAUUUCUUUACUCCUGCAUCCAAGCCAUCCUCAGCCAUACUCAUCUAAAGACAGAAUAUUGCUUAAUACUUAAAGGGCAUGUGCAUUCUUUUUUUUUUAUUUUUUUUUCUUUUACCUAUUCCUUCACCCAAGGAUGCAUGUGCAUUCUUAAAAAGCAUAUUCAAUAUUAUAAUUUUUGAUUUGGAAGAUAGUUUGGUAUUGUCAUCAUAGAAGGUACCUAAUAGAAUGACAUUUGUAUAUUUAUCCAGAAGCGAAUGUGGGUUUUUAAAAAAUAUAUGGAAAGCCACUGUCAUAAUCUAGACUCUCAAUUUGGAUAGAGACACUGAAACUAGAGAGUGGAAGGGAUUUCUGUAUGGCCACCCAGCAAAUUGAUGAUGGAGUUGAAGCCAGAAGUGCAGAUUCCUGACUACCUUUGGAUUAGGUGGUGGUAAGAAAACAGACAUAAGGGCCUCUUUGGACUGACAGCCAGGAUUUCUUCUAGGGCCUGUGAGCCUCCCUAUGCCCCACCUACACAAAAGCCCAGGUGUCCUGGCAUGGCAGUUCUCCUCUGCAUAAUCAUCUCCACCUGUGAGUGGGAGCAAGUUUACACUUUACCAAACAGUGUCUGUGCCUGCACUUCCCGGGCCCUGGAUGUCUCAUCUUCAUACCUCAGCAGUCAAGUGUCACUUCCUCAGGGAAGCCUUUCUUGACUGCCGAGACAAUUUAGGGCUCCCUUGGGCAUUCUUAUAGCUCCUCUUCAAUACCCUUGCAACAAUUGUAAUUACUUUGUUCUGUACUUAACAUGUCUCUCCCUGACUAGACUAUAAGCUCUAUGAGUGUAGGAACUUUAUCUUCUUUCUCUUGCUCCUGGCACGUACUAAGCCUUAAUAAAUGUUUGAAUGUUUGAAUAUUUGGAUGGAUGCUAAUGAAUGAAUUAGAAGUGUGUGUGGGCUGCUGGGCGGUGCUGUUUCUGAUUGCCUGCAGAACCAGGAGAGCCGUCCCUUAUUGCCAAGGGCAUUGAGGGAAGAGAGAAAGAGACCAGCUGAUCCAGAGGGUAUCGUCCGCUUGGCUGGGUGCCUGAUAGCGGUCUCCCGGACGGGACGAUGGGGUCAGCAACCACAGCCAACCAAGUAUUCAUUCCUGGCUUGUCAGAAUCAGCUCGGGCAAUUUAGUAGGGGUUGCUAGAGAGAACCCUCCUUUAAUCAUUCUGGGGAAGAGAAUUCAAGGUCAGGGCUCUUGGGGGGCUCUUUGGAGGGGAGAGGACAGCAACCUGGCUCAUGGGCAGGCUGGUCUUCACAGUCAAUGGGCACUUGCGGCAACGGAUGAAAAGUCUGCUGGUGGCUGGCUGGGCGCCAGAGCAGCGCAGUCUGAGGCCGCAGGUCCUGCCCCUUAGCCGGUUUCCCUCCCCCUCCCCCUCCUCCGUCUCCCUACCGCCUCCCGCUUGCAGCAUCGUCUGCGAGGAGAGGAAUGUGCUGCGCUCCAGCGCCCGGUGCUGGCCGAGCGGCAGCACCUGGCGCGCGCUCUGGACCGCCGGGGUCCGCUGUCUGGCGCUGCGCCACGUGCUUUGCUCCGCGCUGAUGUCAAGUGGGUGUGGGCUCUUCGGAAAGGCCCGGGCUAGGACGAGGAGGGCGCGCAAUGUGCCGUGGGCGCGCUAAGGCCCUGGCGCUCUCUGCCGCCCAGCACCACUGACCGGUGCCCAGCCCGGUCUCACGGAGCCGGCGCAUGGAGCCGUGGAGCUGCCCGCCCCGGGACGCAUGCCCCGCUGCCCUGGGGCGGUGGCUGGGGCCGCCAAGGGGGGCCUGCAGCCAUAACCAGCAGACCACAGCAUUCAGGCAUCCUGUGACCGGGCAGUUUUCUCCAGAAAACAACGAAUUCAUUCUUCAAGAAGAGCCAAAUCCACAUAUGUCGAAGCAAGAGAGAAACCAAAGACCGUCCAGCAUGGUCAGUGAAACGUCCACAGCUGGGACCGCUUCCACCCUGGAGGCAAAGCCUGGACCCAAGAUCAUAAAGUCCAGCAGUAAAGUCCACAGCUUUGGCAAGAGGGACCAGGCGAUCCGGAGGAACCUCAAUGUUCCAGUGGUGGUGAGGGGCUGGCUGCACAAGCAGGACAGUUCUGGAAUGAGGCUGUGGAAAAGGAGGUGGUUUGUGCUUGCUGAUUAUUGCUUGUUCUAUUAUAAAGACAGCCGAGAAGAAGCUGUUCUCGGGAGCAUCCCUCUGCCCAGCUACGUGAUCUCACCAGUGGCCCCUGAGGAUCGCAUAAGCCGCAAGUACUCCUUUAAGGCUGUGCACACGGGGAUGCGAGCUCUCAUCUACAACAGCUCCACGGUGGGCUCUCAGGCUGAGCAUUCGGGCAUGAGGACCUACUACUUCAGUGCUGACACCCAGGAAGACAUGAACGCUUGGGUCAGGGCCAUGAACCAGGCUGCGCAGGUGCUGUCCCGAUCGUCACUGAAGAGGGACAUGGAGAAGGUGGAGCGGCAGGCGGUUCCCCAGGCCAACCACACAGAGUCCUGUCAUGAGUGUGGCCGCGUGGGACCUGGACACUCAAGGGAUUGUCCUCAUCAUGGCCAUGAUGACUUCUUCAGCUUUGAGAGGCAGGAGCAGGAGGGGGAUCGGUACCGUUCCCAAAGGGACCUGCUGGAGAGCAAGCGGGACAGGAGCAAGGCCAGAUCUCCAUACUCGCCGGCCGAGGAGGAUGCCUUGUUUGUGGAUUUACCUGGUGGCCCAAGAGGCCAGCAGGCGCAGCCCCAGCGGGCUGAGAAGAAUGGUGUGCUGCCUGCUUCAUAUGGCCCAGGAGAGCAGAACGGGACUGUUGGGUACCAGCGGGCCUUUCCUCCCAGGAUCAACCCUGAAAAACACAGCCAGAGGAAGAGCAACCUGUCCCAGGUGGAGCACUGGGCCAAGGCCCAGAAGGGGGAUGGCAGGAGCCUCCCCUCAGACCAGACGCUUCCUCGCCAGGGUCCUGGCCAGCCCCUGUCCUUCCCAGAAAACUACCAGACUCUUCCCAAGAGCACCAGACACCCGUCCGGGGGCUCCUCGCCCCCUCCCCGCAACCUGCCGAGUGACUAUAAGUACGCACAGGACCGAGCCAGCCACCUGAAGAUGUCCAGUGAGGAGCGCCGGGCACACCGGGAUGGCACCGUGUGGCAGCUCUACGAGUGGCAGCAGCGCCAGCAGUUCCGGCACGGCAGCCCCACCGCCCCCAUCUGCAUCGGCUCCCCGGAGUUCACCGACCAGGGCCGGAGCAGGAGCAUGCUAGAGGUGCCCCGCUCCAUCUCUGUGCCUCCGUCUCCCUCGGACAUCCCUCCCCCGGGGCCCCCGAGGGUUUUCCCACCCCGGCAGCCACACAUGCCAGCGGAGCGGGUCACUGUGAAGCCACCAGACCAAAGGAGGAGCGUGGACAUCUCUCUGGGGGGUUCUCCCAGGAAGGCUCGAGGCCACGCCAUCAAGAACGCCUCUCACAUAGACCGCCGCUCCAUGCCCUCCAUGGGUUACAUGACCCACACAGUCAGCGCUCCCAGUUUACAUGGAAAAUCGGCUGAUGAUACCUACCUCCAGCUAAAGAAAGACCUGGAGUACCUGGAUCUAAAGAUGACAGGCCGAGACCUCCUCAAGGAUCGAAGUCUGAAGCCUGUGAAGAUAGCCGAGAGUGACAUUGAUGUCAAACUGAGCAUCUUCUGUGAACAAGACAGGAUCCUCCAGGACUUGGAAGACAAGAUACGAGCCCUCAAGGAGAACAAAGACCAGCUAGAAUCCGUGCUGGAAGUGUUGCACAGACAGAUGGAGCAGUACCGAGACCAGCCUCAGCACCUGGAGAAGAUUGCCUACCAGCAGAGGUUGCUGCAAGAGGACCUCGUCCACAUCCGAGCUGAGCUCUCCAGGGAGAUCACUGAGAUGGAGAAUGCUUGGAAUGAGUACCUGAAGUUGGAGAGUGACGUGGAGCAGCUGAAGCAGACCCUACAGGAGCAACACAGAAGAGCCUUUUUUUUUCAGGAGAAAUCACAGAUACAGAAGGAUCUGUGGAGGAUUGAAGAUGUCAUUGCAGGCCUGAGUGCAAAUAAGGAGAACUUCAGAAUCCUGGUGGAAUCGGUCAAAAAUCCGGAAAGAAAAACGGUGCCUUUGUUUCCUCAUCCGCCUGUGCCUUCACCCUCGACUGCUGAGAGCAAGCCGCCCCCGCAGCCCAGCCCUCCCACCAGCCCUGUGCGGACCCCUCUGGAGGUUCGGCUCUUCCCCCAGCUGCAAACCUACGUGCCCUACCGACCUCACCCGCCCCAGCUGAGGAAAGUGACGUCCCCCCUUCAGUCACCAACAAAGACGAAGCCCAAAGUUGAAGACGAGGCACCUCCCAGGCCCCCACUCCCCGAACUCUACAGCCCGGAGGACCAGCCCCCAGCCGUGCCACCGCUGCCGAGAGAGGCCACCAUCAUCCGGCACACCUCUGUGCGGGGCCUCAAGCGGCAGUCGGACGAGAGGAAGCGCGACCGGGAGCUGGGGCAGUGUGUGAACGGGGACUCCAGGGUGGAGCUCCGGUCGUACGUUAGUGAGCCUGAGCUGGCGACCCUCAGCGGGGACAUGGCCCAGCCCUCCCUCGGACUUGUGGGCCCUGAGAGCAGGUACCAGACGCUGCCAGGCAGAGGUCUCUCAGGGUCCACGUCAAGGCUCCAGCAGUCAUCCACCAUUGCUCCCUACGUCACGCUCCGGAGGGGUCUAAAUGCUGAAAGCAGCAAGGUGACCUUCCCUAGACCCAAGAGUGCCUUGGAGCGCCUGUACUCAGGGGACCACCAGCGUGGCAAGAUGAGCGCGGAAGAGCAGCUCGAGCGCAUGAAGCGGCACCAGAAGGCCCUGGUCCGGGAGCGCAAGAGGACGCUGAGCCAAGGAGAGAGGACAGGCCUGCCCUCGUCCCGCUACCUCAGCCAGCCACUCCCUGGAGAUCUUGGCUCAUGGAAGCGUGAGCAGGACUUUGACCUGCAGUUGCUGGAACGGGCCAUGCAAGGGGAAAGGAAGGACAAGGAGGAGAAUGGCUGGUUGAAAGUGCAGGCCAUGCCUGUCACUGAGUUGGACCUGGAACCUCAAGACUAUGACCUGGACAUCAGCAGAGAGCUGUCCAAACCAGAGAAGGUCUCCAUCCCUGAGCGUUACGUGGAGCUGGAUCCCGAAGAGCCACCCAGCCUUGAGGAGCUGCAGGCCCGGUAUCGCAAGGCUGAGAAGAUCCGCAACAUCCUCGCCCGGUCAAGCAUGUGCAACCUACAGCCAGCACCGUCGGGCCAGGACAGGAGCAGCAUGGCGGACCUGGACUCGCAGAUGCAGGAGCAGGAGCGCAUCAUCAACAUCUCCUAUGCCCUGGCCUCCGAGGCCUCCCAGCGCAGCAAGCAGGUGGCAGCGCAGCAGCUGGCCCUCCUCCCGCCUAACGCCCCCUUGUCCUCCAGGAUGGUGCCAACUUACCCCCCCUUAACCAACGGACUCCACUACACCUUUGUCUAACACCUUCCAACCCAGGCAGUGCCCGACCCGUGACCCAGUGUGCAGAGGAGAAGCCUGGAGCCCCGGGGCCCAGUGGACCAGCUUCCUCCGAGGAGAUCGACCUUUCGGCCCCCAAGGAAGCCCCCUCCAGCCAAGCAGGGUUCUGGCUGGGGGACGGAGCAGCUCGCCAGCUGAGGAGUGUUCACCACAGGGCCAGGCCCUAACGUGCCCACUAGUUUUAGUUCAGACUCCUUUUUACAUGUGACAAAGGCACUUUUGAUACACACUGUAAAAUACUGACACUGUAUUUUAGCACCAGAAUAUAUUUUAUAAUGUUCACCUCAAGGGCUGGAAAGGUGUGGACGCAGGAUUUUGUAGCGGCACAUACAGAUUCAGGUACCGUCUGGGUGACAGGUGUGGGUGGGGGAGAAGGGCAGGGGGAGCAGAGGCCAAUCCAACUUCCGACAAACUCAGGUGAAAGUUGGAUUUGAGGAUGUGCUUGCAGUGGAUCCCAGCGCUAGGCCUGUCGGCGUGCUGUCCGGGAGAAGAGGGGCCCCUGGCUGCAGAGAGCAGCUGUCCCUGACCUGGUGACCAGUUCCGUGUGGAACUCCAUCCACCAGGAUGGCGUGUGGAGCCCAAGUCCGUGCCUUGGCCCCUGAGUUUGGUUUCAGGGCAACAGUGUGUUCAGGAGCACCGGGCUCUACAACCUUCCCACCAGGUUCCCUCAGCAAAGGGUUCUUCUCAGAAAGAAAAAUGCAGUUUGCUUUAAUUAGAAAAAAAAAAAAAGAAAAGAAAAAAUACACUUUCAAGUACAGAAAAGGUGAGAGGAAGCAACUUUUAUUGUAUCAUAGCAAUAAACUCCACACUGGGUAACGUCUACCUAGCAUCCCUGACUGAAUGCCUCCCCUCCAGCCAGGCCGCGCUGGGAGCCUCUGCUGCCGCCGUGGGGCUGCCCCAGGACUUGGGUCUGGUGGUGGGAGGGCAGGCAGGGCGCCCCCAGCAUCCCUGACCGCCUGCCACCAGCAGGGCCACCAUGGCAGGUCUUUGGCUUGACUCCAGCCACAAACGAGGAAGGGGGCUACCAAGCCAGGUGCAGAGUGUGUGGCCCUUUAUGUAAGUCAUGUUCUCAUGAUAUUCUGCGUACAGAAAAUGUUUAAAAGGAAACAACAACAACCAACAAAAACCUCCAUCAGGUGGAGCCACACUUUAAUGAAAAUUUGUCUUUGACUACGCUCAGAAAAAAAAAAAAAUCUUGAAUAUAUUUAGAAGUUGCCGUCUAUUUUUAACUAACUCCAUAUGCUGCCAGUAUCAACUUCAUGACAUUUGCCAAAAUGAAAUUUUAUUUUUGCCUUUAUAAGAUUUUGUUGGAAAAAUGAAAUGAAUAUUUUGCAAGGAAACGUUAAUUUAAAUAAAAGUGUAAUGGUUUGCAAAAACAAAUGUGAUGUACAGAUUAAAAUAUUAACCUGA
Microcebus murinus (gray mouse lemur) is the source of this 9058-nucleotide messenger RNA. The record is from RefSeq and is a predicted model, not a curated record. Lineage: Eukaryota; Metazoa; Chordata; Mammalia; Primates; Cheirogaleidae.